AUGGAUUAAUAAUAACCAAAUGAAGUGCAGUAAAUAAGCAUCAAGCAAAGAAUCAUAAAUAUUCAUGAAAAUUUUGAAAACAUUAGAGGAUCAAUAUUUGAUGAGUUUUCUUAAAUUCCGCCAAAGAGCUCAGUACUUUUGUUUUUAGGGAAAUUUUAAAACAAAUUUCAUAGUUUCUAUAAAGAUUUUGAAAAUAAAUAAUUCAUUUUAGAUAGAAACUACUUUAAGCUAAUCAAAAUAGAAAAUAAAGGAAAAACUAGUUAUUUAUUAUAUUUGCCUUAGAUCUUAUUAUAUGAUGAUCAAAAUAAUGAAAUAGCAUAAAAUUUAUGCAUUUCCAAAAUUUAUGCUGAAAUGGCAUUAAAAAAAAUGGAAACCUGUCAAUUCUAUUUAAUAUUAGAUAUCCAACAAUUAAGAGGAGAUGAUGUUAGAGGAUGGUUAGAUAAUGUUUGUAUUGAUUCAAUUUUUUUCUUUGGAACUUAUUUUUUCAAUGAAAAUAACUUUUUCUUGUUAAGAUAUUUAUAAGAAGAUAAGUGGGAUUAAUACUAAUUCUCAAAAUCAAGUGGAAUUUUUUCUUAUUUUUCCUAGAAUUAAUAAUUGAAAAAUUAAAUUUAUAGUAAAAAUGAAGUCCUUGAGGCAAUAUUUAAAUCUGAUAAUUAUACAUAUGUAAAGACAGUGUAAUCAGAAGAUGCCAUUAAUUAUGGAAAAAUGAUGUCAUAUUUAUCAAAAGAAUUAAACCCUUUAAAGGAAUAGAUAAAUGAAGAUCUUAAACAAUUUUAAAUGGUUCUCCUUCGCUUAUAAUAAAUGCCAAUCAUCAAAAAUAAUUUCGAAGUUGUCUAGGAAAUUGGAAAAUAUUUAAAUGAUUUACAAAAAGGUUUCAUGAAUGAAAAGAAUCUUCUAACUGAUAAUGCUUCACAAAUUUUUGAGGUUUAUGAAUUUAUUAAUAAAGUGAAUUAAGAGCAAAAUGCUUAGAAUAUAAAUAACAGAUAAAAAAUCAGAUAAAAAAAUUCAUAAAGUCAUUAAAUGAAAAAUUUUAAGGAGGAAGUUAAAAUUUAAGAAUUAAUAGUUUAACCAUUAUUAUGUGAUGAAGCAAUUAAUAAACUUAAGGGCAUAAUUUAAUUUUUCUAAAAAUAUCAUAAUAACAUAUUCAAAAAUGAGAAAAUAUGUGAAGUGUAGAAAUUAAUAUUAAAUCUCAAAUAAUGGUGUGCGAAUUGUAAUGAUACCUUAGAAAAUACGUUAUACAAUAUUACUUCAAGAAUUUAAGAUGGACCAAAAAAUGAAAUUGAAAAUGGAAUCUAUUUUAUCGGUAUAACAAAAGUAGGAAAGUCGACCAUUAUUAAUUCACUUCUUAAUCCAGAUAACAUUAUUUAAGAUCAUUUUGUAUCAUAAAAAUGCUAUGGAAUUAAUACGGAGACAAAAUUUGCGAUUGGUAAAGGUGGAGUUAGUGAAACAUAACAUAUCAAUGGAGUAUACAUUGGCAAAAGGGAAGAACUUAAUUAAAUCUUUGAUUAAAAUGAAAAAAAUGUUUUUAGUAUUGAAGAAAUAUUAGACUAAGAAUAAAUUCAAAAAUGUAAAAUACCUAAAAAAUAUUUCGUUUUCGAUUGCCCAGGGUUUGAUGAUAAUAUUAAUGAAUUAAUGAGAAUAGCUCACAGAAUUAGCUUAUAUAAUUAUUUCAAAAAUACAAAAAAUAUAAUUGUAUUUUUUGUCAUUGAUAUUUCUCAAUAAUCAAUUGAACAAGUUAAGAAUACUUUUGAUCCAAUAACUUAAAUUUUAAGAGAAAAAAAUGACCUAGUAACUCAUUUUGACAAAUGGACAAAUAUAAUUCUAACAAAAGCAAAGAAAGGAUAAAGAUAAUACUAUCUUGACAAUUGGUAGUAAGUGUAUAAAGGGUAUUUGGAUGAAAAUUAUAGUUUUUAUAAAAAAUUAUUUGAAAACAGAUGUGUAGAAUUUGAAAAACCAAAGACACAAGAUAUUGAACAAAUUAUUCAAAGUUUAACAAAUUAAAUUAUCAAAAUGUCAUCUUCGUAACUUCAAUCAAAUCAAGCCUUUACACCAAAAUUUCAGGGUGUCCUUGAUCCUAAAGUAUAGUCGCUUUAUGAACAUUGCAUACCUAAGGUUAAAUAAAAGUUAGAGAGUAUUCUAAAUUUCUUUCUAGAGGAUUUAGAUGAGUAUAUAUUGGAAAGUAGUGAUAAUUUAGAAAUAAAGAAAGAAAAAUUCGAAAAAAUAUAAAGCAUUUUGUUAGAUUAAAAUACAAAGCAAAUGAUUAACUUAAUAACGUAUAAUAACUGUGAAAUCAUUCUUAAGGAGCUAUCAAACUGGGUUAAUGGUAAUCCUUACUUACAAAAGAAUGACAUUUUCAUACAAUAAUACAUAGAAGAUAUGAAAUCUAUUUUAAAAAUAUCAAAAUAUUGCUAAAAAAUUAAGAAAAUAGCACCGUUUGAGAUUAAAAUUGAUAAUCUUGUUAAAAAGAUUAAAAUAGUUAUUACAAAAAUAGAUGAAGUCAGAUCAUGGUACUUACUCAAUGACUAACGCAAAAAUCUUCAUUUAAGGAAGAAUUAUUUAGCUGAAUUGCAUAAACAGAAAUAAUAACUAGAAUAAAUUAAUUAAUUCCAAUUUAAUUUAUUAUAAUCCUAAUAUUAAGCAUAAGGAUGA
Messenger RNA from Paramecium tetraurelia, 2649 nucleotides. RefSeq lists its product as uncharacterized. NCBI's taxonomy places the organism in Eukaryota, Ciliophora, Oligohymenophorea, Peniculida, Parameciidae. The record is from RefSeq and is a predicted model, not a curated record. The transcript has a single exon.